GGCCUGCUUGAACUGUGGUGCUAUUCCACUGGAUGGAGACAGCUGAGAUCUGGAAAGGUAAUGGGAUGGACUACUGAAGCUAUGUUUAGAAUCCCCCUCUGUCCCCGAUGCCUUUAAGAGAAGAGUGAAGACAGACACACAGCAUAAGGCGGGUGAGAGGAAAUGUUAUCAGACUUCUCAAAUAAAAGAUAAAGCAGCGGAAACACUUUGACAAAGAACGCAAUCAGGCCUUUCUCCUUUCAAGGCAACAAAAAGGAGCAAGAUAUGGCUACAGCCGCCAGCGUUCUGUCUAAGGAGCAGCUCCUUUGCCCCAUCUGUCUGGAUGUGUUCAACCAGCCCGUCUCCACGCCGUGCGGGCACAACUUCUGCCGUGACUGCAUCCAGAGAUACUGGCAGAGCACCAGUCUGCCGCAGUGCCCCAUGUGCAAACACAAGCUGUUCAAGAGGCCCGACCUCAAAGUCAACACCUUCAUAUCGGAGGUUGCUGCUCAGUUUAAAGAGCACGUGGAAAUGAAGUAUCAAGACGAGCUCAGUGGGACGGAUCAAGCAAGCUACACGGGAAACGUUUCUUGUGACGUGUGCGUCGGUAAACGGGUGAAAGCCUUGAAAUCCUGUCUAGACUGCCUGGCUUCAUUUUGCCAGACUCAUCUGGAGCCCCAUCACGUUCUAGGCACCCUCAAGAAACACACCCUUAUCAGCCCAAUGAUGAACAUGCGGGACAGACUGUGCAAGAAGCACGAGAGCCUCCUGAACCUCUUCUGCCACACUGACCAGAUGUACGUCUGCCAGGUCUGUGUUGGGGAGGACCACAAGGCACACCGUACGGUUCCUAUAGAGCGCGAAGGCCGAGACAAGAGAGCGCAGAUCGGAAGGAUGAACGUGGAAGUGCAAGACGGCAUCCACGGUCGGCUUCAGAAAAUGUGCGAAGUCGGUCAAGCUGUCCAGCUCAGCAGAAGAAACUCAGAAAAAGAGGUUGAAGAGAGUUUGCACGUCUUUAACAAACUGCUGCAAGUUGUUAAGACAGGCCAAGCUGAGGUGGUCGAGGCUAUCUCAGCUAAGCAGAGGUGCGUCAGUAGCAGGGCUAGUGGGGUUAUAAUGGAGCUUGAGCAAGAGAUUGAUCAGCUGACAAACAGGAGCACUGGGCUGGAGCUGCUCUCACAGACAAACGAUGAUCUCUACCUUCUUCACAGCUUUCCGGCUUUCUCCGCCAAACCAAGCACCAAAGAUUGGUCUGAAAUAUUGGUGCAAAGUGCAGUCUAUGUGGGGACGGUGAGAAGGGCACUCAGGAGGACCGCAUGCCAGCUUGAAGAAACCAUAAAGGCAGAGGUGCAGAGGCUUUGCGAGACCGAAUUUGAGCGGGCAAAAGCUUACGCCGUGGACGUGACUUUGGAUCCGGACACGGCUCAUCCCAAACUGGUGCUUUCUGAAAACCGGAAGCAGGUCUAUCACAGCGACGUGGCUACGGAGUGGGAUGUCCCGAGGCAUUCCGUCUCUCCUGUGCUCAGAGCGGUUGUCUGGACAAUGCUGUCUUCUGGCAUCCUGUUGGCGCUCUGCUUUCUGUUGUUCACCCUGCGCUUCAAAAACAACAGGAUAGUGAAGAUGUCCAGCCCCAACCUGAAUGUUCUGACUCUCUGUGGAAGCGUCCUCACAUGUAUCAGCGGCUUCCUGUUUGCAAUCGAUGAACGAGCUCCCACCCAGGCUGAAGUGUCUGUUACCGUGCUUCAAGCUCGGAUAUGGACGCUUUGCAUUGGAAGCACUCUGGUUUUCGGGCCAAUUUUGGGGAAGACCUGGAGACUCUACAGAGUUUUCACUCAGCGAGUUCCGGACAAGAGAGUGAUCAUCCGAGACAUCCAGCUGAUUGGCAUGGUGGUUCUAUUGGUCCUGUUGGACAUCUUGGUUCUCACCACCUGGAAUCUCACAGACCCGCUCAGAUGUUCCCAAUCUCUCAGAGCCGUUGCCAAGGCGACUGAGAGAGACACCUCCUACUCUUUGUCACAGCUGAACUCUUGUUCCUCUGAAUACUCAAACAUCUGGGUCGUCAUUAUUGCUGUUCAGAAAGGUUGCCUUCUCCUCUAUGGCACUUACCUGGCCGGGCUCACCAGCAACGUCAGCCAUCCUCCAGUCAACCAGUCUCCCACCAUCAUAACCACCGUCACACUGGUCACCUUCUGCUCUGCCGUGGCCGUCCCCGUGUUCGUCUUCCUGCACGCCUGGCCCAACUUGGUCUACAGCACCGUGGCUGGAGCCAUCUUCAUCUGCACACUGGCCACCAACUGCAUGCUGUUUGUGCCGCAGCUGACCCAGUGGCGACAGUUUGAGGAGGACCAGAACAACCCAAGUCAAAUGGCCAAGUAUUUCAGCAGCCCCAGCAAGAGCCAGCCUUCCGUGUACAGCCAGGAUGAUAUCUACUUCCUACUGGGGGAGAACAGCUCAAUGAAAAAGCUCCUGAGUGAGAAGAAUGCUGCGAUUGACAGUCUUCAGGAGCAGGUCAACAAUGCCAAGGAUAAACUCCUGAGGCUCAUGACAGCAAGCCAGCACCUCGGGGACCAGGAUGUUGAUUCCUCUGCCACUCACCUCAACUCCUCCUCCACCCAGACAACUGAGCUUCAGUACGAAGGAACCUCCUCUUCCUGUUUACCUCAGAGAGACACGAAAUCCAGACUUUUACUUCCUCCCUCCUCCCAUAAUCUCCCUCUGCCUCCUGAUCCCUCGAACGCACUUAUGACGUCCUCCUCUGUCCGAAACACAAUGGACCUCCAUCCUGUUUCUCCGCCCUUCGCUGAUAACGUAUCCCUGAGGGGAACCCUGAAAGAUGUCUCCAACUCUGCAGCCAGAGACGCAGCAGAGUCCACGGUGAGAGAGGAUCUCAACCAGCCUUUGCCUCGCACGUAUCCUGGAAGGACAGCGGAAGACGCUGUCCACUUUGUCACCUCUCUGCAAAGCCCUAGAAGACUGAAUCCCUUUCAGGCGGAAAACCUUUUCAGUUACGGCGGCCUGUCGCUGCAGAUGGGACCAAAUCCCAAACUGACUGGUUUCGUCAGCAGCGAGCAGCUACAGGAGAUCCUCCAGGAGCUGAGCAUGGAUGCCGCCUCGGAGACGGCGCUCCGAGCUCCAGGUCAGGCAUCCAGGGCGUCUUCUCAGCCCAAACUGAACACCUUGUCCCCUUUGUCUCUCUGCUCCCCUCGUUCAGCCUCGCUCUUCCACUACCCCAGCAUCUCUCCACGCGGGAUGAGAAAACGCCGGCCUCCCUUCCAGACCUCCAGGAGAGCUUUGUCCCCUUCCUGCUUCUACAGAGGCUCCGACGUUCCAGUUUGUGGACUGAAAGGAGACACCCGUGAACACCAAAAUCCAGACGAUACACGUUCCCACGUUCACGUCAGCGUCUCCGAUUUAGGAAGGUCCGUGGAGGAGAAAGAGGGGAGGGAUAAAGAUGAAGAAGAGACAAUGGAGAAGUGUCCCAGGUGUGCUUUCAGGUCUCACAGAUGCCCGCUCUGUGCCGGACAGAACUGCGCCCCUCAGGAGGAAGACGGCAGUGGCAGGCAGCGCCAUCGGUGCAUAAGAGACUCCAGCGGAUACUGGGAUUCAGACUCUAGCAGCUCCACAGAUUACUGCUACUACCACCGACCUUACUGUGAUUCCUGCCUGGGGAGAGGCUCCUUCCUGUGCUCAGACAGCUCCUCAGACUCGUCCGACAGCGAGUUCGAGGAUUACACGAACCUCUACGCCCCUCCGCGGCCCGUCGUGUUCAAAGAUGACCUCAAACCUACUUUAGUAUGAGAACAUGUUUAGCGCACUUUAUGUGUUAUUUAAAAUGUGUCCGCCACUUGAACUUGCAGUACUUUGAAGAAUUAUUUUUCCCCCCGCAGGAUGAAUUUCUUUUUUCUUUUCUUUUUGUCUCGCUUAAACGUUUUGGAUCAUCAGACACAUUUUGUCAUCAGACGAACGAUAACUUGAGUAAACACAAAAUGCAAAUCAACCUUGACCUGUUGAAAAAAGUAAUUAUCCCCUAAAACUAAUCCCUGGUUCCCUGGAAAACCUUGUCAGCAACAAAAGCCAUGAAAUGUUGCCGAUGACUGAUAUCGGGUAUUGGAGGAAUUUUAGUUUCCUAUUUUGUGUUUUUUUAUUUUGCAGAAUUGUUUCAGUUCAGCCUCAUUGGAGGGUUUUCAAGCAUGAACUGUGUUUCAGGUCACUUUGCAGCAUCAGAUUUAAGCCUUUGACUAGGCCACUCGGAAACGUUGACUUUUGUUGUGGAGUUGUUUUGUUUUGUGACAGUCACAGUUGGACUUGCAGUUUUGUUUUUGUAGAAUAUUGCAUACAUAACCCAAGAGCACUGGCGUUUUAGGGUAAAGUACUGAUCGUUUGGUUGUUGUUAUGAUAUACACCAGAAAUACCAGGAUGCACACCUUCCAAAAGGUUCUGCUUUUGUCUUGUCAGUUCACAGGAUUUUUUCCCCCCAUUAGUGUUUUAGGCAAUCAAAUUGUUUUUGUCAGCAGUGGUUUUUAACUUGGAAUUAUCUCAUGGAUAACAUUUUUUGUCCAGCUAUUUUCUAUUGUUGAAUAAUGAACACUAGCCUUAAAUGAGGCUCGCAGUGCUUCAGAGGUUGUUCUAGGUUGUUGUGUGAGUUGUGGAUGUGCUCGUGAAGUAAUUUUGCAAUGCUGGCCUCUCCCUGUAAUCUCCUGUUCAAUGUUUUCUCCAUUUGAGAAUAACCAAUCUCAGUCUAGAUUGCUGGAUUCCCAAAGCCUUAUUGGUGGCGUUAUAAGCCUUUUCAGACUGAUAGAUGUCAGUUACUGUGUUUCUCAUGUUUUCUCUUUGUUUGUGUUGCUCUUUGAGAUCUUUUAGUCAACUUCAUCUUGUAAGACUGGUUCUAUCUGAAUUAAUUCAUGAUUUUACAGGUCUGAUAGUAAUCCAGACUAGUGAAAUUCAACCAGAAAAUCUGGUUAAUCACCGUUUAAUAAUGAUUUAACAAGGGGCUCAAUUAUCUUUACAGAUAGUUGACAAGUUGUUUCGGCUACAAUUUUUCCCCUUAAUAAAUAAAAUCGUCAUUUGAAAA
This is a messenger RNA of Fundulus heteroclitus (mummichog), 5050 nucleotides long. It is a transcript of the gene gpr156, whose product is annotated as G protein-coupled receptor 156. The coding region runs from base 265 to 3777 and encodes 1170 amino acids. Gene Ontology annotation, cellular component: membrane; G protein-coupled receptor heterodimeric complex. The record is from RefSeq and is a predicted model, not a curated record. Lineage: Eukaryota; Metazoa; Chordata; Actinopteri; Cyprinodontiformes; Fundulidae. The transcript is spliced from 11 exons. Gene Ontology annotation, molecular function: G protein-coupled GABA receptor activity; zinc ion binding. Gene Ontology annotation, biological process: G protein-coupled receptor signaling pathway; gamma-aminobutyric acid signaling pathway.